Strongylocentrotus purpuratus (purple sea urchin) is the source of this 662-nucleotide messenger RNA. RefSeq lists its product as uncharacterized. Bases 120 to 662 code for a protein of 180 amino acids. The transcript has 5 exons. Lineage: Eukaryota; Metazoa; Echinodermata; Echinoidea; Camarodonta; Strongylocentrotidae. The record is from RefSeq and is a predicted model, not a curated record.
GAUCUCCUGGUGCAGGGAAGUCGUCCUUUAUCAACUCGUUGAUAAAUUACGUAAAUACAACGAAGCAUUUAAAGCAAAAGAAGGUGAAUAGCUACAUACCGACUGCAAAUUCACAAUCAAUGGGUGGACAUACAAUGACGCGAGAGCCGGUCAAAUUGACGGACAACCUGAUUAUAGUAGACAACCGUGGAUGGCAUGACUGGAGCAACGAAGCUGCCUUGAAAGAGCUAUCUGCUCAAAUUCAUGGCCAAAGGUCUUUCGAUGAUGAUGUUAUUUGGAUUGAUGAUAACAACUCAGCUACCGCCGACAAAUCAGACAUACCGAUGGCAAUCACGGAUAAAAUAGACUGCACAACACUCGUCUUCAACGGAAUUGGAGGAAUCGACGCAGUUGAAAACAUCACUGAGCUCAUCGAGACAUGCCGCCAAAAUACCAAGAGACUACCAUCUGUCGUGAUAACCCACGGAGAUAAGAUAUCGGACAAAGAAGUCAACAAAAUGAUCGUGUUCCUGGAAAACGAGAAAAUCGACCGGGAGAAAAUAUUCGUCGUUAAGAACGUCACAUCUAAGGACGAAAGUCUCGAUGAUAAGACGAGGUCAUGCAUCGGGCGUUUCAUUGGAAUUUGUCAGGAUGAUGGUCAAGCCGGCAAUUUAGCGUACUAA